Ceratotherium simum simum (southern white rhinoceros) is the source of this 1449-nucleotide messenger RNA. RefSeq names its product claudin 23 (gene CLDN23). The record is from RefSeq and is a predicted model, not a curated record. NCBI's taxonomy places the organism in Eukaryota, Metazoa, Chordata, Mammalia, Perissodactyla, Rhinocerotidae. Gene Ontology annotation, cellular component: bicellular tight junction; membrane. Gene Ontology annotation, molecular function: structural molecule activity.
CAGGAGCCCGGCCCUGCUGACGGCGGGGGGCCAGAGCCCGGGGCGCUCUCCCGGCGCGCGAGGGCCCGAUCGCGAGGCCGCGGAGAAGGCAGCAGGUGCGCCGCCCGGAGGGGGCGCGGCGCGGCGCCCCGGGAUGCGGACGCCGGUGGUGAUGACGGUGGGCUUGGUGUUUGCGCCCUGCGGGCUGCUGCUCAACCUGACCAGCACGCUGACGCCCGGCUGGCGGCUGGUGAAGGGCUUCCUCUACGAGCCGGUGGACGUGGUGCUCUACCAGGGCCUUUGGGACAUGUGUCGCGAGCAGAGCAGCCGCGAGCGCGAAUGCGGCCAGGCCGACCAGUGGGGCUACUUCGCGGCCAAGCCAGUGCUCGUGGCGCGGGGGCUCAUGGUGACGUCGCUGGCCAUCACGGCCGUGGGGCUGCUGCUUGCGUCGCUCGGCGUGCGCUGCUGGCAGGACGAACCGCGCGCCGCGCUGGCGGGCCUCUCCGGCUUGGUGCUCUUCGCCGCGGGUCUCUUCAGCCUCAUCCCGGUCUCCUGGUACAACCACUUCUUGGCAGACCGCGCCAUCCUGCCCGCCCCGUCUAGCCCGGUCACGGUGGAGGUCAGCUACAGCCUGGUGCUGGGCUAUCUGGGCAGCUGCCUGCUGCUGCUCGGCGGCUUCUCGCUGGCGCUCAGCUUCGCGCCCUGGUGCGAACAGCGCUGCCGCCGCCGCCGCAAGGCGCCCUCGGGCAGCGCGCGCCGCAGCAGCAUCAGCACCGUGUACGUCGACUGUCCCGAGCCCGCGCUCACGCCCGCCAUCAAGUACUACAGCGAGGGCCAGCACCGGCCGCGGCCCGUCGAGCUCGGCGCCGCCGGCACGUCCAAGGUGGGCUUCCCCAUGCCGCGGCCGCCGCCCAAGGCCUACAGCGACCCCGAGGUGGACGUGCUCGACGGGGAGAAGGAGGCCGACUCCCGGGAAGCCUCCUCGCGCAGCACCCAGUCCUGCCACAGCCCGCUGCCCUGCGACUGCGACCUGUAGACGGCGCCCCGCAGCCUGCUCUGGCCGGGCUCUGUCAGGACGGAGGACUCGCCCCACCACGGCCCUACCUUGCACUUGUCUGUUACCUGGCCGCUGGAAACACCUGGCUCGGAGUCACAGCCCCAGACGCGUUCCUGUAACUUGUUUGGAGAGGGAUCUUCCUUUCCUGUGGCCAGACUGGGCUCCUUGGACGGUUAGUUCAGGUUGGGUUUGGUUUUCUUUAUAUAGAGUUUAGCUUUCCUCUCCGGAGGAACCAGGGUCCUCUUAAGGAGUGAUAAGCUUUUCAUACUUUUAGCUGAAGGAGCUAUAGAAAGGGUGACUUUUGCAUCGUGUUAACCAGGGACAAUAACACCAAAAAGUCAAAAUCAGCAAAUAGAAACUCAAAAAUGAUUUAACACCUUGAAACAACAAUACUCUGAGAUGCCCAUGAACCA